Messenger RNA from Caenorhabditis elegans, 1655 nucleotides. RefSeq names its product SERPIN domain-containing protein (gene R01H2.4). NCBI's taxonomy places the organism in Eukaryota, Metazoa, Nematoda, Chromadorea, Rhabditida, Rhabditidae. The transcript is spliced from 12 exons. The record is from RefSeq and is marked reviewed. The coding region runs from base 11 to 1567 and encodes 518 amino acids.
UUUAAUAAUAAUGGAAUCGAAUUCAAAUGACACUGGAUGUCGCAGUAAAUCUGAAAAUGCAGUGUCUCCAGAAAUUAGUAAAAAAUGGUUAGAACUGAGCUACAAAGUUUACGAACGAAUGAUUAAUUCAUCGGAAGUAUCAUUUUUUAUUUCUUCUUCUCAAAUUAUCUCCUCAUUGGGCUUCAUUUUGGGUGCCUGUAAUAAUGAAGAAACACAAGGAAUUGUCAAUUAUUUUGGUGAACAUAAAGAUAAUCUUAUUGAUCACACUCUGAGAUAUGUGCACAGAUUGAGUGCGGAUACUCGAACUCUAUUGAUACCUGGACAAUAUCACAGAGCACGACGUGUAUAUGCACAUCAGAGUUAUGUGAAUCCACAUAAUGAAAAUACAGUUCAGUUUUUCCGUUUGUUUCGUGUCGAGGAAAAGGUGUUUGAAGGAUUCGGAGAAGUCAGAAGAUGGGCCACGAGGAAUUUAGAGACGGAAUUCGCCAAGUCACAAAAGGUCCUGUCUAUGUGGUCACGUGAUCUGUCGCAUUUAGAUCGGAUGAAACAACAAAAAAUAGUGGAUGAGCUCAGUUCCAAAGCACAAUCGUCGGGAAAUUGCAGAAAACAAAAAAAGGAUGAAGCAUGUCAAACUGGAAAUAAUAAAGCAUCUGCAUCACUGAUUCCUGUAUUAUCAUCACCAGUUCCAAAACAUGGAAUUAAUUAUAAAGAUCCAAAUGAAGAUGAGAAAAAGGCACCGAUACUUGUGUGGAUAAAUCAUGCAGUUGUUGAGAUGCCUGAUGAGUACUUUGAUGGUGAACAUGUUUACACGUGGAAUCACUUGGAAUAUGUGAGAGUUCAUGGAUCUGUUGCAGAGCCCAUUAAGAUUCAUCGAGGAAAAUUUGAAUUCAACACUGUAAUGGUUCCUGCUCAAAAUCGACAACUUUUGAUGCUCGUUUUUUAUGGUUAUAAGUCGGGAUUAUGCUCUCUAGAAGUCAUGCGAAAAUUCGUUUCAAACUAUUAUGAUUCGAGUUGUCCAUGUAUUGUUCGAAAAGCGAAUGAUAAUAAUACCUCGCCGAAAAUGUCAAUCUAUCUGCCACAUUGGAAGACUAAAGAUUUCCCAUCGAGUAGGAUUUCACAGCAUUUGGUGGCUACGAUGAAUCUAAAUUCAUUGUUUGUUGCUGGAGGUUUCGGUGAUUUAGCUGUAGAAGAUGCUGUUCCAUCGGCAACUGGUGAUCCCAAAAAAGUCAGUCAUCUCCAACACUUUGGGCUUCUAUCAUUCAGAAAUUCUCCGAAAAAGACUUAUUUGAGAACACCAGAGGAAAAAACAUUGCUCGGCAAAAAGUCUCGUCAGUCCCGAAACAAGAAGCAAAAGAGAACUAACAAACCUGUGAAAAUUCCGAUGAAUGAAAAGAAUGCAAAUCAAGUCGAAUUGGUGCAGUACCCAAUAUGCGUUGUUCUUUGGGAUCGCCAGCAUGAAAUUCCAGUGUAUAUGGGAAAAGUAACUGGCGAGAAGACAGAGCAGGAAAUCGAAGAGAUGAAACUUAAGGAAACUGAGAAAAGGCAGAAGAAUUGGGUUUGUUGUUGAAUCCAACCGCGACUGUUCAAAUUAAAAAUAAUUGCUUUUUUAAUUAUUGAUUCCAAUUUUACCAUAUGAAUAAAGUAUUGAAUAACAA